Molecule: messenger RNA, 1346 nt
Organism: Archocentrus centrarchus (flier cichlid)
Lineage: Eukaryota; Metazoa; Chordata; Actinopteri; Cichliformes; Cichlidae
Product: protein mono-ADP-ribosyltransferase PARP11-like
Exons: 8
Coding region: 134-1171 (345 amino acids)
Cellular component (GO): nucleus
Molecular function (GO): NAD+ poly-ADP-ribosyltransferase activity
Source: RefSeq, a predicted model, not a curated record
GCUAUGACGUCGAGUGUCUGACGAACCGGGAAACAAAAGUAAACAAAGCCUAGGACAACGAAAAUGAUUUUUGGCGUUAGUCCCCCAGACUCAGACCGAAUCUGUGAUUUUUCUGAGGCAUUGUUGAUAAUGUAUGAAGGCUUUGUAUUCCGAUAAGGACAGAGACAGGCUGAAAACUGAUUUAGCAAUGUUAGCCAUCAGAUCGUCAGAGGAGGAGUCCACUGAGAUUGAGGAGAUGGACACCUCAGAGCCCAACUGGUGCUGGUUCUACUUGGCUGAGUGUGGAGUGUGGCAUAUGUUUGAGAUUGAUCCCAGUGCAGCCUGCUCUGUGACCAGUGCUCAGAUUGAGCAGUGCUACAACAGGAAUCAGCGUGGAGUGAUGGAGUUUUACACUGCCAAGUACACGUACAGACUGGACUUCUCAGUUAUGCGACAGAUAAAUGUAACAACAGGGAAGCAGCGGCCCAUCAAACGCUCCCUCCACUCUGCAACUGGUUUUAGGUUUAUUUGUGAUAAUCUUGCCUUGCCUGUUCCCUGCCACUGGGAGAGAAUCAACACAGAUGAGCCCUAUCAGCUCAUCCAGCUCGGCAGAGACACAUAUGAAUUUAAAGAAGUAGCCAGACUUUAUGACAGAACAAUGGAUCAUCCAAUCAAAUCCAUCCAGAGGAUCCAGAACCUGGACUUGUGGGAGUUCUUCUGCAGGAAGAAAACACAGUUACGAAAAGUCAAGCGAACAUUGGAUAUUGAGGAGCGAAUGCUGUUCCAUGGCACAGGACACAGCAACAUACAAGCUAUAUGUACAUUUAACUUUGACUGGCGGCUCACAGGAAGCCAUGGUGAUGUCUAUGGCAAAGGGAGCUACUUUGCCCGUGAUGCCAAAUACUCCAGUAAAUUCUGUCACACCACAGGGAAACACAACACCACCUUACAGAGACAUGGACUCUCACCACCAAUAUUUGCCAGUGAGCCGCCCUAUAAGACCAUGUUCUUGGCCAGAGUGCUUGUUGGAGAGUACACAGUCGGUCAUCCAAUGUAUUGUAGACCGCCCUCUAAAGAUGCCAGUUUUACCAACUUCUAUGACAGUUGUGUGGAUGAUAUGGCCAAUCCAAAGAUCUAUGUCAUUUUUGACAGCAAUCAGAUUUAUCCAGAGUAUCUGAUUGAGUUCUACUGACACCUAAGAAGAUGAUACCGGCUUUGUUUUUGUUUUUUUAAAUAAAGGCUGGAAAAUCUGGAUAUGGAAUUAGAUGAAAGGAUGAUUGGUUCCACAUGGCUAAGUGGAGCGAGGGUCAUCUAAAGUGCCUUUGGAGAAGCUGGAAAAAACAAUAAAGACCUUGUGUUCAAUUGUA